AUGGAUUUUGAAAAUUCCGACCAUGAUAGUUUGUCGGCCGAAUUUGACUUCAGAGGAAAUGCAGAGCCAACUGCUAUGGACCCUCAUCGUGAUGAUGUGAUUAGCGAUCGUCAACAAAACAUACUAAACGAUCUGAGAAUACAUUUAUGUCGCGAAAAUUUUAUCUAUUUAAAUAAUCAUAAAGAAGUAGAAGCGAUAGCGUUGCUCUUGAUCAAUGACAUUUUAAAGAAGACACCUAAGGACCCAUACAGACAUGCAGCCAAUUACUUGGGAAAUUCGAAUACAGCCUACCUGGUGGCUAACUUUAAGCGGCCCGAAGAUUUUCAGUAUGAGGAAAUUAUCAAAAAGGAUAACGAACAAUAUGCGACAGCAUGCGCAGAACUGAAAAUGUCUACUUGUGAGCAUGUUAAAUCGGUGGUUACCAUGGAUGAACAGACCGAGGAGUUAGAAGACGGUGAAACCGAUAUGGUGGAGGACCCAUAUCACUUAAUGACAGGGGAUGGAGAGACCAGUUAUGUAAUAGAAGAAGGGGCAGAGAUAUCGAUUUACCAAAAAUAG
Messenger RNA from Macrosiphum euphorbiae (potato aphid), 558 nucleotides. The record is from the annotation of a GenBank genome assembly. NCBI's taxonomy places the organism in Eukaryota, Metazoa, Arthropoda, Insecta, Hemiptera, Aphididae.